Molecule: messenger RNA, 942 nt
Organism: Priapulus caudatus
Lineage: Eukaryota; Metazoa; Priapulida; Priapulimorpha; Priapulimorphida; Priapulidae
Product: 5-hydroxytryptamine receptor 6-like
Exons: 1
Coding region: 1-942 (313 amino acids)
Biological process (GO): G protein-coupled receptor signaling pathway, coupled to cyclic nucleotide second messenger; chemical synaptic transmission
Cellular component (GO): membrane; dendrite
Molecular function (GO): neurotransmitter receptor activity; G protein-coupled serotonin receptor activity
Source: RefSeq, a predicted model, not a curated record
AUGACCAACGCCAGCGACAAAUUCCCACCGACAGAGGGCGCUGCUUACAACGUGUCUGCGGGCGUCGAAUUCAGCGACGCGAUGCGGAUCUACAUGAUGACAGCGACUGCCUUGCUGGGAGUUGCCGGCAUCGUCCUCAACUCCCUCGUCGUCGCGACGGGACUCCGCUUCCGACAGUUCCGCAACAGCGCGCACUACGCGGCGGCCGCGCUCUCCGUCGCCUACCUGCUCGACGGCAGCGUACGCGGCCCGCUGACGUUCGCGCGCUGGCUGCUGCUGCCGCGCGGCCCCGCGAGCGAGGCGCGCUGCCACGUGUUCAGCUUCACCGAGACGCUGCUGCUCUACGCUUGCUUUCUUCACCUGUUCGUUAUCGCCGGCGACCGCUACGUCGCCGUCAUGCGUCCGCUGCAGUACGGCCGCCUGGCGACGGGCGGCCGCGUCGCCGCCGCGUCGGUCGGCGCGUGGUGCGUCGCGCUCGCCCUCAUCGUCGUCUGCAGCAGCCCGUCGUGGACGGACGGCGUGCCCUGCUUCGUCAACUCGGGGCUGGAGCAGUACAACGUCUUCACGCUCUCCUCCUUCUCACUGCCCGCCGUCGUCUUACUCGCUCUCUACGCGCGCAUCUGGCGCGAGUCGCGUCGCCAGGCAACCCGCAUCGCCGCCGUGGCGACGGGAGGCGGCAGCGGCGGCGUGUCGCUGCAUCGCGGGACGGUGACGAUAGGCGCCAUCUUGCUCGUCUUCAUGCUCAGCUGGGUGCUGUUUCUCGCGCUGGGCGUCGCGCAGCUGCUGUGCGCAUGCGUGCCUGCGUCGGCGUUCGAGGUCGCAAAGUUCUUCAUCUCGGGCAAUGCCGUGCUGAAUCCUUUGAUCUUCGCCGUACGCAGCAGCAGGUAUCGCAGGGCUUUCUACGCGCUGCUCACUGGCUCGCACUACACUGAUGACGCUUAA